Molecule: messenger RNA, 3684 nt
Organism: Rhopalosiphum padi (bird cherry-oat aphid)
Lineage: Eukaryota; Metazoa; Arthropoda; Insecta; Hemiptera; Aphididae
Product: serine/threonine-protein phosphatase 2A 56 kDa regulatory subunit gamma isoform-like
Exons: 13
Coding region: 612-2330 (572 amino acids)
Biological process (GO): signal transduction; protein dephosphorylation
Cellular component (GO): nucleus; cytosol; protein phosphatase type 2A complex
Molecular function (GO): protein phosphatase activator activity
Source: RefSeq, a predicted model, not a curated record
CGAAACGCCAUGCACGUGCGCGCGCGUCCGUUUUGACAACAAUUGAUGUUUUGAGUUUUGAUCGUCGUCGUCUUUGAUCCACGUACGCUGUCGCGAUUAAUUGUCGGCCGCUUGAAGCGAAAUUAUUGUAGUAAUUUGUCAACUAACAAAAUUGAAAUAAAUUCAAUAAAAUCGCACUCGGUCGGGGCGCGCGCGCGCGCAAUUGUGUCGUCGUCGCCGUCGCACUCGCGAGGUUUCUGUACACAAUAUUCUGACAUCCGCACAUCGCACACACUUAAUAAAUAAUAAUAAUUUAUUAGUAUUAUUAUAUUGUUCGCUGUUCGAGAAACCUUAGAGAGUGCUGUAGUUGUUUGAACGAACGUUGGAAUGGUUUUUUUUAUUCCGUCGUAGAUUAUUCGAGAAAAUGGACGAAAAUGUCCCAUGUGUAAAAUUAUUGUUUUGGACGUUAAAGUAACACUAUCUACCCCGAUUCAAGCAAGCGGUGUGGUGGUAUGCCAUUGUUUUUUGCGAGUAUCUGCGGUGGUGCUUACGAUUGUAUUAUUAUAUUAUGGUAACGAGAACUAGAUGAUCUUAAAUGGGUGUUACGGUUAAGAGCCUGUGGCGUGGUGAUUAUGGUAGUGAACAAAUCUGCGGGCGGUCGUACGCUCUCGCUGAGCACAACUGCCAACGGCACUGCUGCAGCGGUGGCGGGUAACUUGCAGUCCGGUGUACCAUUUCUGCCCAAAAGCCCAAGCUUCCAUAGUGGUUUGGAUCUGCUUGCUGGCCGUGAAAAAUCUCCAAUCAUUAUGUUUUGCGAUCCAACAAUGCAUUUGCCCAGACUUCACGAAGCCAAUGCAUCUGAAAGAGAACAGUUACUUAUUCAGAAAAUGCAGCAGUGCUGUGUGUUAUUUGACUUUAUUUCGGAUCCACAGUCUGAUCUAAAAUGGAAAGAAAUCAAGCGAGAAACAUUACAUGAAAUGGUAGAUUAUUUGUCAUCUAAUCAUGGUAGUGUGCUUACUGAAGCUAUAUACCCUGAAGCUGUUAGAAUGUUUGGAGUAAAUCUAUUUCGUAGUCUACCUCCAUCAAGCAAUCCUAAUGGUGCAGAGUUUGAUCCAGAGGAAGACGAACCUCUAUUAGAAGCAGCCUGGCCUCAUUUGCAACUGGUAUAUGAGUUCUUUCUUAGGUUUUUAGAGUCUCAAGACUUUCAGCCCCAUAUAGCAAAAAACUAUAUUGAUCAGAAAUUUGUUCUUCAAUUGUUAGAGCUAUUUGAUUCAGAAGAUCCACGAGAGAGAGACUUUUUGAAAACUAUACUGCAUCGCAUUUAUGGUAAAUUUCUAAGUUUGCGAGCAUAUAUACGGAAACAGAUAAACAACAUAUUUUAUAGUUUUAUUUAUGAAACAGAACAUCAUAAUGGCAUUGCUGAGCUUUUAGAAAUUUUAGGAAGUAUUGUCAAUGGUUUUGCAUUGCCUUUGAAAGAGGAGCACAAGGUAUUCUUGCUAAAAGUUUUAUUGCCAUUACACAAAGUGAAAUCUUUAUCUGUGUAUCAUCCACAAUUGGCUUAUUGUAUUGUACAGUUCCUUGAAAAAGAUCCAUCUCUUACAGAACCAGUUAUCAAAAGUUUGUUGAAAUUUUGGCCUAAGACACAUUCCCCAAAAGAAGUCAUGUUUCUUAAUGAAUUAGAAGAGAUUUUGGAUAUAAUUGAACCAUUGGAAUUUCGAAAAGUACUAAAACCAUUAAUACAUCAAUUAGCUAGAUGUGUCUCAAGUCAACAUUUUCAAGUUGCAGAAAGAGCACUUUACUUUUGGAACAAUGAGUACAUAAUGUCACUGAUGUCUGAGAAUGUUGAUGAGAUUUUGCCAAUCAUGUUUCCAGUGUUAUACAAAAAUUCUAAAACUCAUUGGAAUAAAAAUAUACAUGGUUUAAUGUAUAAUGCAUUAAAAAUAUUUACUGAAACUAAUCCUGUACUAUUUCACACAUGUACCCAACAAUUCAAAGAAGAUAGAAAGACUGAAGUGGAUAAAUUAAAAAAACGAGACGAAAAGUGGCAUCGAGUUGAAGAGUUGGCUAAAAGAAAUCCUAAUUUUACAGUAUCCAUUGAUAGUAGUUUAUCAUUUUAUACUGAUUUUGCGAGGUCGCCAAUCAAUGAUUUAGACCCGACUAUUGAUUUGAAAAAUUUAGAAGAGGAUACAAAGUAUCAUAUUGAUACUGAUAACCGUAAAAAUCGAAAAGAAAAACCUUUAUUGAGACGUAAAUCUGAACUACCACAUGACACAUAUACUUUGAGGGCAUUAAAUGAUCAUAAGAGAGCUGAUGAAUAUCUAGCUACACCACCUGAUGUUAAUAAAUGCUAGCCAAUCUUUUCAAUUGUGAUGACCCUUAUUAUUUAUACUCAGAGUCUAAACAACUAAGGAUUAUUCAAAAAAAAAAAAAAAGUUAUAAUGGUUAUUCAUCUCAUUAGGGGUCAUUUAAAUGUUGAGUGUAUCUUUGUUAGGAUUAACAUGUUAUAAGUAGUUCAACCACCAAAUUUUUCAAAAUGUGAAUGAAGAAAGUCAUGUGAAGUGAUUGCACUCUUAUCUACUUCGGUUGUGUUAUUUAUUUUUAAAAUAAACAUAAAUGUGUCAUUUAUUUUUUUAUUUAUUUUACUACAGUAUAUUAGUUUUAAUUUUUGUUUCUAUGAAAGUAUGCAUUUUUAAAUGUUACAUGACAGAAGACACAAAAAUUAAGAGAGAUUGCAUUCAAGAAUAAGUUCAGGGAUUUUUUAUUAAUUCUCUUGUUGGUUUAUUAUUAUUAUUAUUAUUAUGAUUAUUAUUACUAUUAUUAUUUUAUUUUUCCUUUUUAACUUAUAUUUUUUUUUUCAUACAGAUGUAAUAAAACAUAUUUUGUACAUAAAAAAAAACAUGGCUACAUUUUAUUACUAUAUUCAUUUUUAGCAUACAUGAUAUAUUUGAAUUAGUGUAAUAACAUACCAAAAAUAAAAAUUUCUAUUUAAUUGAAAAGUAUAUUUUUGUUUGGAGCAGAAUAAAAAGUAGAUAUAUGUAUAUAUAUAUAUGAUACAUACAUACAUACAUACAUACAUACAUACAUGCAUACAUAAAAUAACAUAUUAUAUUUGAUUUUUAAACAUAUAUUUUUACUCAAUAUAAUGUACUUGUGUAAUACACUUAUUAUUAAUUAAUGUAUCUGCUUGAGAAAUAAGUUUUUUUUUGUUCUUGUAUCAAAAAAUGUUGAUCAUAUUUAAUGUGUACUCAUUUUAAGGGUAGACCCGUUAACAGGGAUGAAUUAUUGUUUUUAACCACUUGAAAUGUUAUUAUAUUUAUGUUGUACAUUUUAAUAAAAUAUUUAUGUAAAACAAAACUAUAAUUAUCAAGUAAUUUAAAGCAUAAUAUUAUAUAAAUAUUAAAAUUAUCGUUUAUUGUAGGCGGAUAGGCCUUAUAUUAUAUUAUAAUAAUAUAUUUUUUUUUAACAUAAAUUGUCCAAUGUCUAUACAAAUCAAAUUUACAAAAUAUUAUGUAUAGUGUUGAUAAUAAGCUUAUACUUAAUACAAAAAAUAAAUUUAUGUAUACAUAAUAUAAAAAGUAUACAUGUGUUUAUUCAUAUAUAAUAUAUUAUAUAAUGUAAAAUAUGUGUUAAAUAAUUAUUGAAUUUUGUUUUAUUUCAAUUUUAUUACACAAUGAGGAUUUCAAAAAAAUAUAUGUUAUAGUUUCA